AUGCCUACAGCCAUUUUAGGCAUUCUCGGUCGUGAGAUCGUUAAGGAGCUCAGCAGCAAUCCAGAAGAAUGGUCGAAGAUCUAUGCCCUCUCCCGGUCAAAGAAGGAAGACUUCCCCAAGAAUGUCGUCCAGAGCCACUUGGACCUAUGCGCCACCCCCGAAGAGAUGGCGAGAGAGCUUCAAGGGGUCGAAGCUGAUUACGUUUUCUUUGCCGCCUACUUGGAGCAAGAUACCGAGGCCAAGGCCAGCAAAGUCAAUGGCGAUAUGCUGGAUGCGUUCCUCAAGGCCUUGGUUUUGAACAACAGCGCCUCCAAGAUCAAGCGCAUCAUUCUCGUCUGUGGAGCAAAGCAAUACGGCGUACAGCAUGGUCGGGUCAAGAUCCCGAUGCAAGAAACGGAUCCGUGGCUUCCCGAGGACGCCCCGUUUGCACCAAACUUCUACUACCGCCAGCAGCGCAUCCUUCAUGCCUUCUGCGCCGCCCACCCCGGCAUCUCCUGGGUUGUAACUUACCCAAACGAGGUGAUCGGCUUCGCCAAAGGCAACUUCAUGAACUUCGGCACCGCCGUCGCUAUCUACGCCGCGGUCCAGCGCGAGCUUGACAGCAACGAGCUCGUCUUCCCCGGCGCCGAGGACUUUUACACUAGGAUCACAAUGUUCUCCGACGCCCGCCUCCACGGCCAGUUCUGCCGCUGGGCCGCGCUCGCCCCUGAAGCAGCCAACCUCUCCUUCAACGUCGUCAACGGCGAUGCGGCCUCUUGGCAAGACCUCUGGCCGCGCGUCGCCCGCUACUUCAGCCUUCACGUCCCGGCAGACCAGUUUACGCGUCCGGCCCCGACAGCGUCGGAGCGCAAGCUCGCCGCACGCACGCCGUUCUCCCUCUCCGCGGAGGCGAUCGGCGUGGCGACGAGCAGUGCCAGUGGCGAGCAGAAGCAAGAACAGUCGCACAUCCGGCAGAGGGUCGACCUGGUGGAAUGGAGCAGGAGCGGCGAGGUCCAGGAGGCGUGGAGGCGGCUGGCCGCGCGGGAAGGCCUCGACGGGGACGCGCUCGACAGGGCAUCGUGGGCCUUUGCUGGGUUCGCGUGGGGACAGGACUACGAUGUCGUGCUGAGCAUGAGCAGGGCGCGUCAGCUGGGGUGGACGGGCUACGUGGACUCUUGGGACGGGUUUGAGACGGUGUUCCGGGGACUGGCGGAUGCAAAGGUCAUUCCGAAGCAGAAGUGGUGA
Molecule: messenger RNA, 1224 nt
Organism: Colletotrichum chrysophilum
Lineage: Eukaryota; Fungi; Ascomycota; Sordariomycetes; Glomerellales; Glomerellaceae
Exons: 4
Coding region: 1-1224 (407 amino acids)
Source: RefSeq, a predicted model, not a curated record